This is a messenger RNA of Cherax quadricarinatus, 3158 nucleotides long. Lineage: Eukaryota; Metazoa; Arthropoda; Malacostraca; Decapoda; Parastacidae. The record is from RefSeq and is a predicted model, not a curated record.
CACACACACACACACUCACACACUCAUACACAUACACACAAACACACAUUGUAGGAGGAGCACCUGUUGUCGACUUACUAUAUUAAAAUGUACUGCUAUAUAACCUGUGUUAAUAUAGAGUAAGAAUUAGAAUUAGUCUGCCCGAAAUGCCUAGGCAUGCUAGUGGCCUUUGUAAUUAAUAUUUUAUAAUAUGUAAACCACACAUUGUAAGCUUUGCAAGGUAAUAAACAUUUUCAUUUAGCCAGUUCCAUUUUUUCGCUCUGCGGGUAAUUCUUUAACGGUUUUGAUGAGAAGCCGGUUACUGAACUUACGUGGGGGGGGGCGUAUUUGGGCGUCCCGCUCUGCUGGGGCUUGACAAGGGGGGUUCACUUAAUCUAAUUGGAAAUUUCUAGUUCAUGUUCCUAUUUACAAAGGAAUGCUUGUUCUUUUUUUCUUUCAUCUCCCAACAUUGGGCAACAAAUUUCCCUGUACAUGGGGAAGUCGGGGGUCGACCCGGCGUAAGGUGUCAGUGGCCCUGAUAAACCAAACAAACAAAGAAAAGAAGAAAGAUGGGCUUUGGAUAAAAGAAGCAGAUUAUCGUGAACAAGCAGAUGUUCGGUUCAAGCACCAGGUGCUUAUAAUUACUGAUACAUCAUCAGGAUCAAUUGUGUGGUCUACCAACUCUGCAUUUAAUUCUCUAAUGGAGAAUUACCUUCGAAUUCCCAUAGUUAAAUCACAUGAAGUUGAUGAGAACAGUGAUGGUGUGUAUGAAGGACUGCAUUUUACUCUAACCUUACCACUCUUGAGCAGUGAGUUAAUUUAUGGCACAACACUCCUACUCACCUUUGAUUAUAGACUUCAUCACAUGUGUGAGGUUGUGCUAGAAGGCUUAGGAUUUCUGCAGCACAGCAGUGGAAUUCCAAUAUCAGCUCUUUACACCACAACUGAUCUACAGCUUCAUCAGAGACAUCCAUUGCCAUACUCGGGAAUACACACGUUGUAUAAUGCAUCUGUGCUGCCUUCAUCUUCAGCUUCUGCUAAAGACUGGAAGCUACAUAAUAUUCUGUCAAACUAUUGGGAAAGAAAUUUGACCACAAGAUUCGGCAACAUUUACACAAGUGUGCAGACUGGAGAAAGUGACACAUUUAUUAUAAAUCUGAAUAUAAAUUAUCCAGAACAAAAAAUUCAUUACAUUCCUGGAUUUUGGUUUAUCAUAAAGUGGGCAUGGGUACAGUAUUUAUCAAUCCUGGUAGUGCUGGUAUAUGCAGUUAGUUUAAUUAAAGAUUGGGUUUUUCAGAAUCAGAUUGUGUCUACUUGGGUUGAUUUUCCAAAAAAUAAAUUAUUUUAAAUAUUUGUUUGUACUCUGAUUGCAAGAUCUCCAUGUUUGAAAUGGAAUAAUCACCUAGUCCUGUACUAGUCAUAAUAUCAGAACAAAAGAAAGAAGGAACACUGCAGCAGGCCUACUGGCCCAUGCAAGGCAGGUGCAAGUCUCCUACCGGCUUAAGCCAAUGCCCCAACCUAGUCAGGUCACAUUCACUUAAGGAAGGAGCACGGCAUCUGACCUGGUAACACAAACCAGUCAGGUCCAACUCACACCCACCGUGAAUAUAGAUUUUACUAUCUAUCAAAUAUUUUAAAUCGUAAUACUGUAUUAUUUUUAUAAUCAAAACCAAGCACUAAACCCAAAAGUUGUUAUACAGCAAUACAGGGCAGGGUGUGCUUGCUUUAGAGACUACCAAGAGUGAAGAGGAUAAUAGUGUUAGAAAGGGCUGUGAGGAGUGCUAAAGGAAAUACUAUCAAAGUUUGUGUAAUAUAAUACUGUACACUUGUACUACAGGAGGCCCUCCACAUGCAAGGGUUAGGGGAUCAAGAACCUCGCAAAUCUUGAAAAUUCUCAAAUGUUUGGCGCGCAAAUGUGACAUAGGAAAUAUAAUAAUACCAUUUACUUAGCCCAACAAUACUGCUUCCUUAACCUAUUGAACCACGGACAAUCACAACACGCAUGAAAACUGGGCAUCCGGGCAUCUGUGAAUUAAAGCUGAUGUGCUCAUAAUUUUGAGUUCUGGCAUAGGUAAACAGCCACUACCUUUUUAUCUUUCAGGUAUUUUUGAGUGUCAUAAUUCUCUUGUAUUAUACGUGCAAGUCAUACAUGUCAGCACUAUUUUUUGGACAAUAUAACAGCCAUUUUUAGUCUAGUGCAGUUAAAUUUAACACCCAUCUUGUAUUUAAAAGUAUAGUGCAUGAUCAUAUUAUUGGAAUAUGCUAAACCCUCAUGGUGAAUAAAGAAUGGGAGGAAAUCAAAUUUGAUCCAAGGAAGUGUACGGUAGUACCAGUACCCCAGAUCAAGAGCCCUUCAUUGGCAUCAAGGACCUGGGAUAAAAUAUUUUGUGAGUAAAUGUGACAGUCCUUACAACCACUGUUUACUAAUGAUUAACCCUUAAACUGACCAAAAACGUAGAUCUACGUUUGCUCGCGUAGCGCUCCGAACGUAGAUCUACGUUUUUUUACAUUGUUUCUUAUGGAGAAAAUCAAGGUCGGAGCACUACGCAUGCAAACGUAGAUCUACGUUUGGACAGUUUAAGGGUUAAUACUAGUACAGUACUACGUACAUUUAAGGAGUCCUAAACCUGUAGGGAUCAUUACCCACCUGGGGAAAGGGGGGCAAAUGGGUUUGAUCCAAGGAAGAGUAGUUCCAAUUCCUUCUAUCAAGAUUAGUACUUAGCUUUGAUUGUAAUAAAUGACAUUCUACCAAGAGCCCCUCACCAGUCUUAAGGCACCUACUUUAAGUGGUAGCUGUGAUUUAUAAGUUAUUUAUCUUUAUACCAAAAAAGUAGAUGGAUCUACGAACCAAGGCAAAAUUACAUCACAUCCCUCCCAAUGUUACCUUCUUGCUGGACUCUUAUUCAAGUAACUAGCUAUCCUCCCUCCCUUUGGAUCAAACUUGAUAACCUCCAAAUCUCCAGGCAUUGUGUAUACAGUAGGGCCCUGCUUUUCGGCGUUUCUCCUUACGGUGUUCCGCUAAUACAGCGAUCUCAAAUUAUGACCAAAACUUUCUAUAUGGCAAGUGGUCUUUCAAAUACGGCGUGUGCCACCUGGUUUGUUUACAUUCUCCAUAAGCACAUCUCUCUAUUAUGUAAUAAUAAUCACUCUUGGGCACAUUAAAUGUCUAAUUUUGUCAA